AUGCUAAGAACAUCUUUUACCCAGCUAGCUCGUCGCGCUUACGCAUCUUCAGCGAAGCCAUUGACAAUCGGUUUAAUCCCAGGUGAUGGUAUCGGUAAAGAGGUCAUUCCAGCUGGUAAGUUGGUUUUAGAAAACUUGUCCUCUAAGCAUGGUUUGAACUUUAACUUUAUCGACUUGGAAGCAGGCUGGAAAACUUUUCAAGAUACCGGUAAGGCCUUACCUGACGAGACCAUUGACAUCUUGAAGAGUGAGUGUCAAGGUGCUCUUUUCGGUGCAGUCCAAUCGCCAACAACCAAGGUGGAAGGGUACUCUUCACCUAUUGUUGCCUUGAGAAAGAAGCUAGGCUUAUACGCAAACGUGCGUCCAGUUAAGUCCGUUGAAGGUACCAAGGAUCGCAAGGUUGACAUGGUGAUUGUCAGAGAGAACACCGAAGAUUUGUACAUUAAGACUGAAAAGACAUAUAUCGAUGAAAAGACCGGUACUCGUGUUGCUGAGGCUAUCAAGAGAAUUUCCGAGGUUGCCACUAGAAACAUUGCCACCAUCGCUCUAGACAUUGCCCUUCAAAGACUCAAGACCAACGGUCAAGCAACCUUGACUGUUACACACAAAUCCAACGUCCUUUCUCAAAGUGACGGUUUGUUCAGAGAAGUUUGCAGACAAGUUUACGACUCUAACAAAGCUAAAUACGGCGCCGUAGGCUACAAUGAGCAAAUUGUCGACUCUAUGGUCUACAGAAUGUUCAGAGAGCCUGAGUGUUUCGAUGUCAUUGUUGCUCCAAAUCUAUACGGUGACAUUCUUUCUGACGGUGCUGCUGCCCUUGUCGGCUCUUUGGGUGUUGUUCCAAGUGCUAACGUUGGAUUCGACUUUGUUGUUGGCGAGCCAUGCCACGGUUCUGCACCAGACAUUGCUGGUAAGGGUAUCUCCAACCCAAUUGCUACCAUCAGAUCUACUGCUCUAAUGCUGGAGUUUAUGGGUCACGUAGAUGCUGCGCAAGACAUUCACAAGGCUGUUGAUGCCAAUUUGCGUGAAGACAAAAUCAAGACCCCAGAUCUAGGCGGUAAGUCGACCACUCAACAGGUUGUCGACGACAUUCUAUCUAAGAUGUAA
This is a messenger RNA of Lachancea fermentati, 1107 nucleotides long. NCBI's taxonomy places the organism in Eukaryota, Fungi, Ascomycota, Saccharomycetes, Saccharomycetales, Saccharomycetaceae. The record is from the annotation of a GenBank genome assembly.